Molecule: messenger RNA, 669 nt
Organism: Hevea brasiliensis (rubber tree)
Lineage: Eukaryota; Viridiplantae; Streptophyta; Magnoliopsida; Malpighiales; Euphorbiaceae
Product: major allergen Pru ar 1-like
Exons: 2
Coding region: 1-483 (160 amino acids)
Biological process (GO): abscisic acid-activated signaling pathway; defense response
Cellular component (GO): nucleus; cytoplasm
Molecular function (GO): protein phosphatase inhibitor activity; signaling receptor activity; abscisic acid binding
Source: RefSeq, a predicted model, not a curated record
AUGGGAGUGGCAGCUUAUGACCUGGAGGUUACCUCCCCUGUCCCUCCAGCCAAGCUGUUCAAGGCUUUUGUCCUUGACAAUGACGAUCUCAUCCAAAAGGUUAUUCCCCAGGCCAUCAGCAACGUUGAAAUCCUAGAAGGAGACGGAGGACCUGGAACUGUCAGAAAAGUCACUUUCGGGGAAGGUAGCCAAUUCAAGUAUGUGAAGCACAGAAUUGAAGAAAUUGACAAAGAAAAUCUUAUAUACAGAUAUAGUGUGAUUGAAGGCGAUGCAUUGAUGAAUGUGCUUGAGAAAAUCUCUAACGAGAUCAAGUUUGAGGCAUCUGCAGAUGGAGGAUCGAUUUGCAAGAACAACAGCACCUACUUUACUAUUGGAGACUUCGAGCUCAAGCAAGAGCAGAUUAAGGCUGGCAAAGAAAAGUCCUUGGAAAUUUUUAAGGCUGUUGAAGCCUACCUCUUGGAAAAUCCUGAUACCUAUAACUAGAAUAUUAUCUUGUGCCUGUUGGAGCUGGGGCUUUGAUUAUUUUGGUUUUCUCAUCCUGCAGGAAACUGCCUUUUCUCUAGCUCCGAAUAAAUUUCUGUCGUAAGCGUCAGUUCAGCUGUGGCUUGUUAUUUUCAUUGGAAAGGAGUCAAUUGUGCCUGACUUUGAAUAAAUAUACCUGAAUUAUCA